GGACCCGGACCCGGAUCAUGCUGGCCCUCGGGGUCUCUCAGAUGGUCCUGGGGAGUCUCAUCCUGGCCGUCAGCUUCGCGGCUCUGGCUCUCACCACAUCACCCAGGGUCCGGCACUCCUGCCCCUUCUGGGCAGGUUUCUCUGUUUUGCUCUCUGGACUGAUCGGAGUGGUGUCAUGGAAGAGGCCGCUCUCUCUUGUGAUCACAUUCUUCAUGCUGCUGUCAGCAGUUUGUGUGAUGCUCAACCUGGCAGGCUCCAUCCUCUCCUGCCAGAACGCUCAACUGGUCAACUCGCUGGAGGACUGUCAGCUGCUUAAGUUUGACAGCGAUGGAGUGUGUGUAUGCUGCGAGCUGCAGAAACAGAGUUCGAGUUGCAACAACCUCGGAGAGACACUGAAACUCAAUCCUCUGAGGGACUGCAAUACCAUACGCCUGCGUCUCAAGGAGCUGCUCUUCAGCGUAUGUGCUCUUAACGUCAUCUCCACCAUUGUGUGUGCUCUAGCCACUGCCAUGUGCUGUAUGCAGAUGGUCUCAACUGAUGUGCUGCAGAUGUUUAUGCCACACAGAGCACGAGCCCUAAAUGCCGACUGUAUGACCCCGCAUGGAACCAUCCUGCACCAAACGCUGGACUUUGAUGAAUUUAUUCCUCCCAUUCCCCCACCGCCAUACUACCCCCCAGAGUACACAUGUACCCCCUCAAUGGAUGGACAGAGAGGCCUGCAUCUGGACUUCCCCCAUUCUCCUUUCAGUGCCAUCUAUGGGGUACCCAUCAACAGCCCAGGGACUCUGUACCCAACGGACCUGCCCCCUCCAUAUGAGUCUGUGGUGGGGCAGACCCCUGCAAGCCAGGUCACCACCAGCAUAGAGCAGCAGGCCACUGAGUCCAGUCUAUGUGACAGAAACACCACUGCAGGAAUUAGUACUCAAGCCUCGGUGGACAGUGCAUCCCUGAUGGUGUCAGAGGUGGCUGACCAGGACCAGACUUGCUCCUCGGAGGACUUGUGUUCCCUCGAGGUCCAGGGCUCCGACUCCUCUCCCUAUGGCACACUCCACACUGCACCCACUGAUGGAAGCUGCAACAGCCUGGAACUUUGUACACGUGACUCCACACGCUGCCAUCGUGGCCGGCUUAACACUGAUGCUCGCCCCAGUGACACUGGAUACAGUGAGUCCUCACACACCCAGGAAUCUCUCGAACGCUCUCCAGACUGGUCCUCAGAGAACUACAGCAAUCUGGACCAAGAGGAUUCUACAGACAACACACAUGCAUAUGAGGAACACAGGGCUGCCAUGCACAUAUGUGAUGAGCUUGCAUCAGCCAAACAGUUGCCAGAGGAGCCACCCAAAGCGCCAACGCACUCCCUCAUUAAAGCCCGAAUGAUGAGCCGGAAGCUCACUCUCCCAGUCACUAUCCCCCCACCACCUCAGCCCUGCUCCCCCACCUCUGUUGCCUCCUCUGGUGGAACUUCAGCCAUCAGCCCCAUGGCUCCUUCUCCUUCUCCAUCCCCUCCUAGCAGGCUACGAGGCCCCAGGCUGUGCUUCAGUGUUUGGUCACCCUCAUCUGCAUCACAACCCCCCUCUACCUCAGCCCAAACUGGUUACUUGCCGUCAGAAAGGCCUCGGGGCUUCCGUGCAGCCAAGAGGUACCGCAAGCUGGCACGCAUUGUCCGUUCCACCAGUGACCCUAUCUCCUGCUCUUCUACAUCAGGAAGAGAAAAUAGUGUCUGCUCCUCUGCAAACAACCCUGCUGCUGAAGAUUCAGCUCAUACAUCCCCAGAGCAAGAGUCAACAGAUGUUGCAACAGAAGGAGUCGGAGCUAAACCCAGUCACAUAUGUGUCAGGAAGCAGCAAAAGGAGGGCAGAAAAGUUGAUAUCCACCUUAAACCCCGAGCUGUGCACACACACUCCUCCCAUGAACGGCCACACUCUCUGGCUGACCUUAAAAUGUACAAAGACACCAAAAUAUUGGUGGCCAAGUUUCUGGAGCACUCAAGCUGCAGUCUACCUCCUGAAGUCCAACAGGUUGUCAACAACAUCAAGUGUGUCAUCAAGUCGGAUGAGAAACACAUGGAGGAGGCCAUUUUUAGUGCCAACGUUAUAGAUCAGAUGAUGACCCAGCGCAUUAUAGGCAGUCCCAGGAAGCGUGGCCAUGAGGAUCUUCACCUCCAGAGCUGCGGUGCUUUGAGUUCAUCCCCGUCCCCUUCCGUGCGCCGUCCAAAACACCUCCCACAAACAACCAGUGGCUCUACCGACCCACUGGACUCCCCCUCCUCUGAACAAAGCCUUGAGUACAGAGAAACUAUUCUCUGACCACUCUCUGAACAAGGACUCGGGUCAAAACUAUGAGGGCAUAUCAGGAUGCUGGUGCUGUAGCCAUGCUGUACUGUGCUGUGCUGUGCUGUGCUGUGCUGUGCUGUGCUGUGCUGUGCUGUGCUGUGCUGUGCA
Messenger RNA from Scomber japonicus (chub mackerel), 2444 nucleotides. RefSeq names its product family with sequence similarity 189 member A1 (gene entrep2). The record is from RefSeq and is a predicted model, not a curated record. Gene Ontology annotation, cellular component: membrane. Lineage: Eukaryota; Metazoa; Chordata; Actinopteri; Scombriformes; Scombridae. The transcript has 12 exons. The coding region runs from base 18 to 2309 and encodes 763 amino acids.